Molecule: messenger RNA, 1458 nt
Organism: Moneuplotes crassus
Lineage: Eukaryota; Ciliophora; Spirotrichea; Euplotida; Euplotidae
Source: the annotation of a GenBank genome assembly
AUGCUAUUCUCAAUGAAUAUGAAAAGAGCCUCAGCAAGAGCUCUGAAAGGAACAUUCCCAGCUAAGACUAGAGCUGUAACAAGACUACUCUUGGGUGCUCGUAACUUUAGUAGUGAUUCAAAAGAUAUCCCUAACUUGGUCCAGCUGAUGCCAACUUACCAAGUUGGUUUGAAGCUAGCAAUUGAGAAGAAGUACUCUUUAGCAAUGCAGAAGUUCGAGCUUUUACUCGAUGAAAUCACAGAUCAUCAUUCUCCAAACACACCAUAUCAUGUUUUUGCUCUAUACAAAAUGGCUAGUAUCAACAAUAUUGCUGGAGAUAGUGAGAAGAAUGAAGAAAUUUUUGAAAGAAUCACAGAGAUAGCUCCAAUGGCUUACCCCGACAACAAUUCAAUGGUCUUCAGAUGCUACAAUACUUUACUGAAAUAUUACCUCAACUAUGAUGUUGAUAAGUGCCAUGUGCUUGGAAAGGAUAUGAUUGAUUCUAAAUAUUUAGAUUACUCUAAGCUCAUUCCUCAUGAAAAGUUUGACCUCCAACAUACCCUUGGUACAGCUUAUGGCCUUGAAGGGACCCUACAUAAGGAAAGUUUUGAUUGCUACAACGAGAGUAUCGAAAUUGCAGAUGAAUACAACGCUAGCAAUAAAGUUCCUGAAGCACAUAUCCAAACUGGAUUCUCCCUUAACAAUCUUGGAAUGAGCAGAUUUUGGUAUUUCAUGGAGAAAACUAAAGAAAUAAGCCAGAGUGGAGAAGAAGAUAAGUCUAAAAUCGAAGCAGAAGUCAAAAAGUAUGUUGACACCUUUGAGCAAGGCAUUAAAGACCUGAAGAAAGCAGUACUUGCUUUUGAAAAUUUUGAUGAAAGGUUCAUGAACAAAGAAGAUGGAGAUCUAUCCCAAGUAGAUCUCAAAAUGAAGCUUUUUGUUCAAGAAUUCUUUGAUACUGAGAUAAAGGAGACAUUAAGCAAAGAUUUUCAGCAUUAUGACCUUAGAGAUAAUCAAAUGAACACUAAGUUUGUCUCAGAGGCAUUCGAGCAGGGAGAAUCAACACUUCCAUUAGCAAAUCUAGGUGAAAUCAGCUUGAUUUUUAACAAAAUAAAGGAAGCUAUGGCCUUCUUUGAUAUCUCUCUCAAGUUAGUGGGAGAAAAAGAUCCUCAAAACUUGAUUAGCAACAAGAUUGUCUCAGAUUUAUCAGGAAUUGUUGACCUUAUGGGCCAGACAGAUAUGACCAUAAAGAUGAACCAAAACAUCCUUAGGGGUCUUGAAAAGACAGAUGAUUACAUCAAAGUAUUUGUUUUGAGAAACUAUGGGCAUAUCUUAGCAAGACACAAAGAGCAUAAGGAAGAAGGUGAUAGAUACAUCAAGAAAGCAGAUGACCUUGAUAGAAAGUUCCCAUACUGGGCUGAAAGAAAGUUAGGGCUCUUUACACCAAUCGUUCCUCAUGAGCCUUUAGAGAACCCACUUUAA